Messenger RNA from Phlebotomus argentipes, 4221 nucleotides. Its product is annotated as CD109 antigen-like. The record is from RefSeq and is a predicted model, not a curated record. Lineage: Eukaryota; Metazoa; Arthropoda; Insecta; Diptera; Psychodidae. The transcript is spliced from 2 exons. Gene Ontology annotation, molecular function: endopeptidase inhibitor activity. Bases 1 to 4221 code for a protein of 1406 amino acids. Gene Ontology annotation, cellular component: extracellular region.
AUGAAUCGCUGGCUCAAGUGUCUCAUGCUAAUUGGCUCGCUGGCGACUUCUGUUUCAUCUUUCGACGGAUACUACACAAUUAUUGCGCCUAAGCACAUUCAUCCACACUCAGUGUACAAUGUCUCCAUUGCCACCCACGCCACGGAGGAGGCGAACAACUUCAUCGUGGAUCUGCAGGGAUAUCCAUUUGGGAAGAUGCAGAACUUCACAGCUUCCCGCCAAGUCGCCGUGGCGGCAAAUUCAACCAAAACCGUCACCUUUCGUCUCGGCGCCCUUCCCGCGGGCAAAUACAAGCUAGUCGUGGACGGUUCGGACUUCAGGAACAGCACGAAGCUCCAGUACCUUCCCAAGUCGCUGCUCUGCUUCAUCCAGACGGACAAGAGGAUCUACAAGCCGGGAACAAUUGUGAGAUUCAGAGUUCUUCUCCUCAAGGCCGAUCUCAGGCCAUCUAAGACCUUGAAGAAGGUCAAUGUGGCGAUCUUCGACAGCAACAACCUGAAGAUCAUGGAAUGGAACGAGGCGGACUUGAAGCACGGCGUCUUCUCGGCAGAAUUGCGCCUCUCGCAGGAUAUCUCCCUAGGAUGGUGGACGAUUGAGGCGAAGGCUGCCAAGAUGAAGUCCGAAGAGGUCUUCACGCAGCGCUUUGAAGUGGCUGAGUACAUUCUGCCCAAGUUCAAAGUCGAAAUACAAUCCGAGAAGUUCAGUACAUUCACCAAAGGAAGCUUUAAGUUUUCAGUGAAGUCCGAGUACAACUAUGGAAAACCGAUGAAGGGAAACUUCACAGCAACAGUUUCGCUGAAGCCUUACAUUGGAUUUCCCAAGAUUCCCAUUGCGACUAAGACUGGGGAAAUCAACGGAGUGACGGAGAUUGAGUUUAGCUUUGAGGACGAUUUGCAUCUGAAGCAGAAAUUCGACAGGAUCUUUACUGUGGAUGUCACAGUGCAAGAUAACUUGACGGGAUUGUGCCAGAAUACCAGCGAAGAAUUGGGUGUGUUUCUGGCCAAACACGCAAUAAGUUUCCUCACUCCUCCAGAUUACUUCAAACCCGGCCUGAAUUACAAUGUCAUCGUCUCGGUGAAGCACCACGACGGAUCUCCCUUCCUUGGCAAGGAGGAGAACAACGUGACUCUCCUCUAUGGAUACGAUUACGAGACGGCUGAGGAGAAUUCUGUGAAUCUAACUUUAACCAGCGAAGGACUGGCUUACGGAGGAUUCUUCGUGCCUCGAAAUGUUAAGAAGCUCUACGUGAAGGCGCUCUUUGAGGAUGCUCAUGUGAUUCUUCCGCAUAUUUUACGUGCAAGAUCCAAGAAGAAGCGCUUCAUCUUGGCCAAUCUUAUCACCAAAACUCCCACCGUGAAUUCCACUUGCAUCGUUGAAGUGACAACGACUCAUCGGCUCAACUACCUGACUUACCACAUCGUGGCCAGAGACAAUCUCGUCUACACGGCUUUUGUGAACUUCACCACCGACGGAGUCAUGAGAAUCUCCUUCCCAGUGACUCCGGAAAUGGUGCCAUCGGCUACUUUCCUCGUCUACUACGUCGCCAGCACGGGAUACUUAAUCUACGAUCGGCUGGUGAUCAACUUCCACCUCAAAAACACCUUCAAUCUCAAAGUCUCGCACGCCACGGCGACGCCUGGUCAAGAAGUGAUCAUCUCUAUAGACUCCGAGAGUCCGGGCUUCGUUAAUCUCGUGGCAGUGGACAAGAGUGUGCUGGAGAUGCAACACGAGAAGCACAUGCUGACGGAAAAAAGAGUGGCAGAAACUCUGCAGGACUUUGUCAAAUACUCUCCUCUGCAGAUCGUGAGGAGUCUCAGGCGAGUGCCCAGGAAGAAAUUCUUCAAGGAGUUUGACGACGCUGGAGUGAUUCUCAUGUCGAAUGUGAAGAAAGGCGGCAAGAAGCCUGGUUUCAGCCAAUUGCUGACCUUUGAUGAGGAAGAGGAACUUCCUGAUGAGGCAGAUGAAGAUUAUGGGGAGUUUGAGGGCGUGAUAUCGCAGAAGGACGUGACCAGUGGCGAGCCUGGAGAGAUAAACGCCAGAAGAUACUUCCCAGAGACCUGGCUUUGGUGGGAUGUGGUGACGCAAAGCAAGGGAAAGUUGCUGAUCAAAGUGAAGGUUCCGGACAAGAUCACUGGAUGGGUUCUGAGUGGAUUUUCCGUGGAUGAGAACACAGGUUUGAGUCUCAUAAAGCAGCCAGUGAGCGUGAGUGUCUUUCAGGCAUUCUUCAUCUCCACCAGUCUUCCGUAUUCCGUCAAGAGGGGCGAAAUAGUCACGAUUCCGGUGGUUGUUUUCAACUACUUGAACGAAACAAGGCCUGUUGAAGUGAUCUUCCGGAAUAUUCAAAGGGAUUUCUGCUUUGAAGAUCUCUCCAUUUGCAACGCCUCCCAAAGGAUCGAAAUUAUGGCCACAAACCAGACGGGAACCUCCCUGGAAUUCCACCUCAUUCCACAGCGCCUGGGCAGAGUUAAGUUCGAAGUUGUGGCGCGGAGUGGAGAUCUCAUGGAUAAGAUUGUCAGAGAAUUGCUCGUGGUGGCUGAAGGAGAGGUUCAGUACGAUAAUCAGGCUUUUCUGGUGGAUCUUCACACCUUGUCUUCUGCUGCGGAAUCCUUCACGCCACAUCUGCCGGACAACUUUGUUCCAGACUCUCUGGAGAUGAAGAUCAACAUCAUGAAGAACAUUCUGGCCAGUUCCAUGGAGAAUCUCGACGAACUCGUGCCUCAUCUUCCCACUGGAUGUGGAGAGCAGAAUUUAAUCACCUUCGCGCCAAAUGUCGCUGUUCUGGACUACAUGACUCGGACAAGGAGGCACAACGAGGAUCUCCGGAUCCGAGCACUGAGAUUCAUGCGUCAAGCUUAUCAGAGACAACUCAAGUUCCGCCACCGCGAUGGUUCUUUCAGCGCCUUCGGAGAUGCUGACGAGACGGGAAGCAUCUGGCUCACGGCCUACGCGGCGAGAACAUUCCUCUGGGCGUCCAGGUACAUCACAGUGGACAGGAGAGUGACGGACAAGGCCCUGAAGUGGCUGAGCCAGCAGCAACUGGAGGACGGGAGUUUCAUCGAGUACGGAAUCUCUAUCAGGAUUUUCGAUAGGGAAAUGUUCACUGCCGACACCAAUCGAGUGGGAAUGACAGCCUUCUCGAUCCUGCCCUUCCUGGAGACAGGAAUUGGAUGGACAAAGUACGCUGCUACGCUUGAGAAGGCUUAUGAUUACAUAGAAAAGGAAUUUCCCAAUGUGGAAGACGUCUAUUCACUGUCCUUGGCGGCUUAUGCUGCCCAGUUCUUCGAGGGAAAUCUUCGUGAACGCGCAGUGGAAGUCCUCAAUGAGAGAGCUCAGCGUGAUCGCGGGAAAAUCUGGUGGGAGAGUAAGAGUGACGGAAUGAAUUUGUCCAUCGAGAGCACCUCGUACGCUCUCCUGGCCAAUCUCGCGGCUGAGCAUCUGGAGGAAUGCGUGGGAGCGACCAAAUGGCUCAUCUCCCAGCGAAACUCCCGCGGAGGAUUCACCUCCACUCACGACACGGUUCUGGGCCUCUUUGCACUGGCCAAAGUGGCAGAACGACUGGAGUUCAGCAGCAAUAGCAUGAAUUUCACAAUCAACCAAUUGAACAUCAAGAAUUUCAGCGACAUGAAGUCCAUCAAAGUCAAUCCUGGACUGAGGAAUGUCACAAUCACGGCCUCGGGAAGAGGAUAUGCGAUCAUUGAAUUUACCACGAAAUUCAAUGUGGGAAGUGCGAAGAAAUUCUCCCAGAUCGAGUAUUUCGCAUUGGAGUCGAAGGUGAAAUUCCUGGGAUCUCAUGACAACUUCUUGAAUCUCACUUUCUGCACCCAUUUCAACCCUCAAUCGAGAUUCAUGCGCCAGAGCAACAUGACAGUGAUGGAGAUUGUGCUGCCCAGCGGUCACAGAAUCGACAGGGAUCAGACAAAUCUGCUCAACGGACUGCAGACGUUCAAGAAAGUGGAGUUCAGGAACGGCGACACGAAGGCGAUCAUCUACUUCUGCGAGAUCACCGAGCAAGAUGUCUGUCCAACGCUGAUGGCUUACAAGACACACAGAGUGAAGAGAGCUUAUCGCGGGAAAAUCUCCAUCUACGAUUACUACAACCCAAGUGAGUGUUUUUCACUUGUUUAUUGCUUCCCUAGAAACAUUUUUAAUUUCCAUCUCUCUUCCAGGCAUUAUCAACAGGGAGUUCUUCUGAUUUUGUCGCCUUCAUCCGUUAAGACUUAA